AGUUGCUGAAAAUACUGACAAAUGCGCUGUUGCCACUGUUGCUGUUGGGUUGGGGGGCCAUGAUGGCGUUGAAGCAGUAAUUCCACAACAGUGCAGUAAUUUUCCUCAAAAUGUCGGCAGAGAAGAAAUCCUCAAAUGAGGAUGACCAUCUCUUAUCGCAGCUGAAGGAACACUUUGGUCACAAUCAAUUUAAGAGCAAACUUCAAGAACAGGCUAUCCGUGAAAUUGUGAAAAGGAAAGGAGAUGUAUUUGUUUCAAUGCCUACAGGGUCUGGCAAGUCCUUAUGUUUUCAGCUCCCUGCUGUUUUACACAGUGAUAAAGUUGCAUUGGUAUUUUCACCACUUCUGGCUCUUAUGAAAGAUCAAAUUGAUCACCUGGCAAAGCUUCGUAUUGUUGCUAAUUCCAUUAACUCUAAAAUGUCAAGCUCAGAACGAAAGGCUGUUGUUCAGGAUUUACGUUGUAUGCGCCCACACACACGGUUGUUGUACAUAACACCCGAACAAGCAAGCACUGAUAACUUUCAGUCCCUACUUGAAGAGCUUCAUAGGCAAAAGAAGGUCUCAUACAUAGUUGUUGAUGAGGCUCACUGUGUCAGUCAAUGGGGACAUGACUUCCGCCCUGACUUCUUAAAACUUGGGAGGUUGAGACAAGCAUAUCUCGACAUUCCUUGGAUAGCCUUAACUGCAACAGCAAGUAAAGUUGUUGCAAAGGAUAUUGAGAAGCAAUUGAGCUUAAAGAAGCCGGUUGCAACCUUCAAAACUCCCUGUUUCAGAAGAAACCUUUUCUAUGAUGUUGUGUUUCAAGACAACAUGAGAGAUCCUUAUAGUCAUCUUUCAGAAUUCAUAAAAGAUACAUUAAAGAUAGGACAAACAGAUAAAAAAGCAGUAUGUACCU
Messenger RNA from Frankliniella occidentalis (western flower thrips), 894 nucleotides. RefSeq names its product ATP-dependent DNA helicase Q5-like. The record is from RefSeq and is a predicted model, not a curated record. Lineage: Eukaryota; Metazoa; Arthropoda; Insecta; Thysanoptera; Thripidae. Gene Ontology annotation, molecular function: 3'-5' DNA helicase activity; ATP binding; four-way junction helicase activity. The annotation marks the transcript as partial. Gene Ontology annotation, biological process: double-strand break repair via homologous recombination. The transcript is spliced from 5 exons. Gene Ontology annotation, cellular component: chromosome; cytoplasm.